Neltuma alba is the source of this 1768-nucleotide messenger RNA. Its product is annotated as vicianin hydrolase. Gene Ontology annotation, molecular function: beta-glucosidase activity. The record is from RefSeq and is a predicted model, not a curated record. NCBI's taxonomy places the organism in Eukaryota, Viridiplantae, Streptophyta, Magnoliopsida, Fabales, Fabaceae. The transcript has 13 exons. Gene Ontology annotation, biological process: carbohydrate metabolic process. The coding region runs from base 30 to 1568 and encodes 512 amino acids.
ACUGAUAAACUACUAAACCAGAAGCAGCCAUGAGAGUUGAAGGUGGUCGUGGUUUCCGGCUGUGUGUGCUUCUGGUGGCCACCGCCACCGCUCUUACGGCGGUUGCCAGUGGCGAUGCAAAGCCCAGCCAUUACUCCGUUCCCUUCAAUAGAACCCUCUUUCCUUCUGACUUUGUCUUUGGUGCUGGCUCUGCUGCUUAUCAGUCAGAAGGAGCAGCAAAUAUUGAUGGAAGAGGACCAAGCAUCUGGGACACCUUCACUAAGCAAAACCCAGGAAAGAUAUCAGAUCAGAGCACUGGUGCAGUGGCCGAUGAUUUCUAUCAUCGCUACAAGAGUGACAUACAGCUGAUGAAAAAAAUUGGGCUGGACUCUUUUAGAUUCUCCAUCUCAUGGUCUAGAAUUUUUCCUGAGGGCAGGGGAAAAGUGAAUGAGUUGGGAGUCAAAUUCUACAACAACGUUAUAAAUGAGCUCCUUGCUAAUGGUUUAACACCAUUUAUCACCCUCUUUCAUUGGGAUCUUCCUCAAGCUCUUGAAGAUGAGUACGGUGGAUUUCGUAGUCCUAAAGUUGUGAAUGAUUUUCAAGAGUAUGCAAACUUCUGUUUCAAGUCAUUUGGAGAUAGAGUUAAAAUUUGGGUUACUCUAAAUGAACCCUUCUCAUUCAGUGUGAAUGGAUAUAAUGGCGGCACCUUCGCACCGGGCAGGUGUUCUAACUACGUCGGAAAAUGCACUGCCGGUGACUCCUCCACCGAGCCUUACUUGGUAGCUCACCACCUACUCCUUUCUCAUGCUGCUGCUGUUAAUAUCUACAAAACCAAAUAUCAGGCUACUCAAAAGGGAAAAAUAGGAAUCACUUUAGUGACAAAUUGGUUUGAGCCAAAGUCUGAAGCUAUGGUCCAUCAUGCUGCCGCAAAUCGAGCUCUUGAUUUUUACUUUGGAUGGUAUGCUCACCCAAUUACAUAUGGAGAAUAUCCAGAGAGCAUGAGGUCAUAUGUGGGAGAUAGACUUCCAAAAUUCACAAAAGCAGAAUCAGAAAUGCUGAAAGGAUCUUAUGAUUUUCUUGGGGUUAAUUAUUAUACCACCAAUUAUGCUGAAAAUUCCCUCUCUACUUCCACUGUUAAUAGGAGUUAUACUUCUGAUAUGCGCGUCACUCUCUCCACCACGAGAAAUGGUCUCUAUGUUGGUACCCCGACUGCUCUGAGCUGGCUCUAUAUUGCUCCCAAGGGAAUCCAUCAACUUAUGAUAUAUGUCAAGGACAAAUACCAGAACCCGCCCAUUUACAUCACUGAAAAUGGAGUGGCUGAAUUAAAUAAUGCGUCAAAACCGGUUCAAGAAGCAAUCAAGGACAGUAUGAGGAUUAGAUAUCAUGAUAACCAUCUCAGAAAUCUCCUUCAAGCUAUCAAGGAUGGGGUGAACGUGAAGGGAUAUUAUGCAUGGUCAUUUUUUGACGACUUCGAGUGGGAUGCCGGCUACACAGUUCGAUUUGGAAUCACUUAUGUGGAUUUCAAGGACAAUCUCAAAAGAUACAUGAAGUACUCUGCUUAUUGGCUCAAGAUGUUCCUCCUUCAUUAGUCAUAAUCAUCAUCAACUCCUUAAUUAUGCAAGCCUUUGGAGAGCAAUUAAUUUGUAGUAUAUUUAAUGUCCGAGGCUUUAAUUUGCUUUGGAAUCACAUCAGCACCACGUAUGGUUGCUUAUUGCCAUGUUCUGAAAUAAAUAAUCAUGUACUUUUUAUGAAUUUUAAAUAAAUGAAGUCUUGACUUUAGUAAGUGCUA